AUGGCAUCGACAUGCAUCUACGAGCACGAUGCAGCCACAAUAAUACCGGCACUGGUAUCUGAACUGCCGUAUUCCACGUCUCUGCUCCGGCGAAUCCAACAUGGAAUUGCAUAUCCGUCUGAGACCGCCCACAUACUGGCAACUUUCCCGCCCGGUUUAACCCCUGAGCCUGGACAGCCGUGGCUGGCUGCGCGAGUGGAUCUCUUUGGCGGCCGCACAACACAAAUGUUGAUCUACUCGAGCCUCGAAGCGGAGCACACGUCAAUUCCGCCGAUCGCCCCUGUCAGCGAUAGUACCGGAGCCACACCGGAGAUAUUAAUUGUGGACUCAACAGGAUCCAAUAAUAACAGAAACAAUGCCAAUAGCAAUGAUGAUCUUGCCGACACCGAUGCUGACAUCAACAAUAUAAUCACCAAGUCCACUGUUUCCACCUUUUCCGCCAGCCCACCCAUCCUAGCCCUGGCCCGCGCGCAGCUAUUGGCUUUGCUGUCAUAUGUUAAGACGUACCUGCUACCGUCCUACCUGUCAUAUCUGGCGAAGUCAGCUCAAGCCACAUCUACGGAAGCUGAAACUACUCCCGUGUUGAUAUCCUCGGUGAUCCCAAACAACACCAAUGCCACUACCAAUAAUAGUAGUGUUCCCCUGAUUCCCGCGCCAGACCCAGAGGCCUUCCUCAUCGGCAGCCUUCAUACUGGUCUAUUCUCUCUCCUGCAGCAAUCAGGCUCUUACACUCAAUCUGACCCGAUACCCAAUAUCCGGGUCCAUCGCUUCGAUGAUCCGCCUUAUUACAAGUACUUCUUUCGGAGAUCGGGGUUCAGCCCCGAUGCAGAGUCUGGAAGAUCUGCAGAUUUGCCGUACGAUGAUCUGUCCCUGCCGCCCGGGUAUAGGUUCCAUGACCGAGAGGGGAGGGAGGGUGUUCUGAGUAAGCAUCUGGAUCUUGUGCAGAGUCGGACACAUAUCCCCAGGCCAAGGACACAGCUAUCUACAAUGCCCGGCAUGGCGGUUUAUCUUGAUUCUGGCUCUAGUGAUGCUGAUGAAAUGCCUAUUGCAUGGGGAUUCUUGGGUGUGGAUGGAGCGUUGGCGACGUUGCAUGUUGAGCCCGAGCAUCGGGGUCGCGGGCUUGCGGUUCCAUUGUCUAAAGCUAUCAUGCGUCGUGGGAUGUCAGUAGAUGGUGUGUUUGGAGCUGGAAGUGUCCACUCUGAGGAUAGUCAGACUCGAGAGCGUGUUGGGGCUUGGGCGCAUACUGAGGUGGCUGGGUAUAAUAACGCGAGUCGGAGGGUCAUGGAAAAGAUUGGCGGUCAGGUUUUGACGACUGUCACCUGGACUGUCCUUGAGCUGCUCGAUUAA
Molecule: messenger RNA, 1347 nt
Organism: Penicillium samsonianum
Lineage: Eukaryota; Fungi; Ascomycota; Eurotiomycetes; Eurotiales; Aspergillaceae
Product: Acyl-CoA N-acyltransferase
Exons: 1
Coding region: 1-1347 (448 amino acids)
Source: RefSeq, a predicted model, not a curated record